GUGAUCUGUAUAGUUCCCUCUUUAAUAUCAUAUUUCUCUUUUUUUUUCUUAACAUGGAAGCAAGUUUUCUUUCCUUCUCAUUAUUUCUAUUCAUGUAUUUAUGUGUGUACUACUUCCGUUUCUCCUCCUACGUCAGUGGUGGAUGUACUGGUGGAUUUACUUACUUAAAAGUACCAAUGCAACAGUGUAAAAAUUCUCAUUUAAAAGUAAAACUGCAUUAGAACUCAGACUUAAAUAAAAGUACAGAUGCAGUGGCAGACUCAUGCCAUUUGAGGGGCAGGGGCCAAAUAAAGGGCGAGAAGUCUAUUUCUGGUGAAAACUAACUAUAACCGUUUUCUUCCUCUGAAAUGCAGUGGAAAAAAAAGAUAUGCUAAAAGACUGAGUACAAGUGCUUUGGAAUUCUAUUUAAGUACCGUUAAUGUCCUCAUUAGCUUCCCACCACUGCUGUGUAAUAAAUAUCCUUCCAGCCCUUUUGGCCUGUUCUUCAGGGUUUAUCUUACACUUGGUUGCUGCUUCCCCGGGAGCAUCAUCAUUGGUCCAAACACACAGAAGUUUCUCUCUGGUGGAGAGAGAGAGAGAGAGAGAGAGAGAGAGAGAGAGAGAGAGAGAGAGAGAGAGAGAAAGACCUCAAUUUGUUAUUGAAACUCGCUGUGAGCCCAGGAGGUGUUUGUGAAGAAACAAAAUCUGGACUCUGACAGUGAGGAUAUGGGAGUCACGCAUGGAAAGAAGAGAGAUGUGCAACAUUUUCCCAGCAGAAGCAAAACACACCUGAACGGGUCUGCCUCAGCAAUGCAGACACACCAAACUGAACAGCAAGAACGAUACUCAGAGCUUCAGGCUCCGACAGUACAGGGUGAAGAGGACAGCCGAAAUCUCAUCAGACCCCAAAAACCUCUCAAUCCUUUAACGGCCUCCAAGAGCCACCAGGAGCUCCACAGAGAACUGCGGCUGAGCCAUAAGAGGAGAGUGUCGCAAGAAGGAAAGAGUGAACUCCAGAGGGCUUUAGAAAAGAGAAAAUGGGAACAAAGGAUGAAGGCGAGCGGGGAUCAGGAAGAGCAAUCACCACUUCAUCAAGAGCUGCUGAAAAGACAACAGAGGCUAGAAAAGCUGGAGAGAGACAAAGAACAACAGCUAGAGGGGCCAGAGUUCCUCCGAGUCAAAGAGGGACUGAGAAGGACUGCAGUGGAUGCAGGAGAAAAAGUUCUACAGUUCUGAUUUGUGAUUGUAUGUUACAUGUAUUUUCUUUUUGACAGUCAACACAAUGGACUGUUAGGAAUAACAACAGGCGAUAUAAAGUCACUAUUGGUGUUUUUUAUUCAAACGAUUCCACUUGAGUAACAUCAUUAAGUCUAGAUGGCUGAGUUAUUUUGUGUAAACUGGAUGUGUCAUAUAUACAGUAGUUGUGUUACUAUUCUGUAACAUGUUUUUAUGUGUCUGCAGUGGCUCUUGCUACUGUUUUCAUAAUACUGAACAAGAUGCAUAUUUUUCUAUGUUGUAAGUUUAAUAAUGAGUUUUACUGCAUGGUUUUACAAUGUGUUUUUUGGUAUUCAGUUUUCCUUUCAUACGUCAUUGUUUUAUUCAGCCAUCUUAGGUGUUAACGUCAUCAAUAUACUGGUCAACAAUCCUUUGUCUGAGGUUCUAAGAGGGCACUAAUGAUGUGACUGAUGUUGACACAGAGAAUUAUCAUCAAUAUAAAAUUACUAUUACACUAACUAUUGUGUCCUUUGUAUGCCCUUUAAUAGUAUUUACAUUAAGCAUUCUUGAGCAACAUGAUAUUUUCUCAUGAUAAAUGAAUGCAUUUUCAGUGAUGAAACAUACUAAUAUUAUACAUAAUAUUCAUUUGAUUAUGAAAGAUAUGUUUUAACCGAGGAGAAGACUUCUUUAAUAAAAAAUAAUAGAACAAAUAAAUAUCUCAUAAAAUGAUAAUUAUAAGUAUACAAGUAUUGCAGAAGAAUUAAGCUGAUAUUUAUCUUUAAACCCUCUACAAACUGACGAAUCUAUAGUGAUGGCAACAAACACAUUUAUCAUAAGUUUAGAGGGGUGCUAUGUGGGUUGCAUCACAUUGCCUGUGUUCAUUGUUUUCAAUGUAUCUUUGAAAUCUCUGGUUUUGCAUAUUGCUCACCACCUGUAUCCAUCUGUUCCUCAAACCACACUGAAUAAUAAAGU
Messenger RNA from Dicentrarchus labrax (European seabass), 2166 nucleotides. Its product is annotated as protein FAM107B. Gene Ontology annotation, cellular component: neuron projection; synapse; stress fiber. Gene Ontology annotation, biological process: actin filament bundle assembly; actin filament polymerization; regulation of actin cytoskeleton organization. The record is from RefSeq and is a predicted model, not a curated record. Lineage: Eukaryota; Metazoa; Chordata; Actinopteri; Moronidae. The coding region runs from base 706 to 1215 and encodes 169 amino acids. The transcript has 5 exons.